UUUGUCGCAGCCCGGUUUUAUUUUUAAAAUUUUCAAAUUUAAUUGAAUUAAAUAGAUUAUUCUACAAAUUCAACGAGCAUGGAAUCUGGAAAGUGCAAGUUUAGAAAAGCAUUCCUUAGAGACGUUGACAUUCCGCUAACCCAAAGUAAAGCCAAGGUAAUCAAUCAAAACGAUCAAUGUGCAACCAACAGUAACAAAAACACCAUAAAUUGGAAACCAACGGACAAAAAACAGCGCCGGGAUACGCAAGCGGUCCCAACCAAACCGGUUACCAAAUUCAAACUUCCGGAACUGAACACGGCUCUAAACAUUCGAAAGCAAAUCGAUAAGGUCAAAAACGAACAACCGGCGAAGGCACCCACAAGCAUUGGAGAGCUGACCCCGAAGAGCAAAAAAUUCGUUAAAGGACAGAUAACCAAGAAGCUAAAUUUCCAGCACGAUGAGAACGUUUUCAAAGGGCUGGUUCCGGUGAACGUUAACGACUCGAUAUUGAUUCCCACAAAAAAGAAGCCGCUGAAGGAGCGAUACACGGCCGAAGCGAAACGAGACCCGGAACCGGAUUUGGCUGACUUUCUGAGACCUAUUGGGAAAUUUAACGUCCCGUUCGAGCCGUAUCUGCCGCUGGAAAUGACACCGAGGAAACCUAAUUCUAACAACUUCGAUCACAUUUUAGAUGUUUUCGCUAAGAUUGAUGUGGGAGCGUAGAAUUCAUUUAUUUGUGUAGAGUUUUGAAUUAAAUUUCGAUUCUCUGUAAACAAUAUAUUUAAAAUAGGAAUUUUAAUUGAACUAGAUGUUAAAACUAUUUUUUCAAUCGAAUACAAUUUACUUAUGAGAAGAUAAAAAUAAGCCUUAAAAGCGAAUUAAUAUAAAAACAAUUUGCCUCACUACCUAAU
Messenger RNA from Uranotaenia lowii, 893 nucleotides. RefSeq names its product protein PPP1R35 homolog (gene Rcd4). The transcript has 2 exons. NCBI's taxonomy places the organism in Eukaryota, Metazoa, Arthropoda, Insecta, Diptera, Culicidae. The record is from RefSeq and is a predicted model, not a curated record. Bases 79 to 705 code for a protein of 208 amino acids.